This is a messenger RNA of Tyto alba (common barn owl), 2715 nucleotides long. It is a transcript of the gene RAB5B, whose product is annotated as RAB5B, member RAS oncogene family. NCBI's taxonomy places the organism in Eukaryota, Metazoa, Chordata, Aves, Strigiformes, Tytonidae. Bases 185 to 832 code for a protein of 215 amino acids. The record is from RefSeq and is a predicted model, not a curated record. Gene Ontology annotation, molecular function: GTPase activity; GTP binding. The transcript has 6 exons.
GCCCCGCGCCAGGAGGGUUUGGUUGAGCCGCUGUUUGUGCGCUCGGGGGCCGCGACGGGCGCCGAGGACAGCCGAGCGGACCGAAGGCCAGCACCCUGCCCGCAGCCCCUGCCCCACGCCGACGCCUCGGUGCCUUCCCGGCUCUCCGGUUAGCAGGGCGCACGGCGUCAGCAGCACCCAGGCCAUGACCAGCCGAGGAGCCGCCAGGCCGAACGGGCAGUCCCAAGCCAGUAAGAUCUGUCAGUUCAAGCUGGUGCUGCUGGGCGAGUCGGCAGUGGGGAAAUCCAGCCUGGUGCUGCGCUUCGUCAAGGGCCAGUUCCACGAGUACCAGGAGAGCACCAUCGGCGCGGCGUUCCUUACACAGUCCGUCUGCCUGGAUGACACAACGGUAAAGUUUGAGAUCUGGGACACGGCCGGCCAGGAGAGAUACCACAGCCUGGCCCCCAUGUAUUACCGGGGGGCACAAGCCGCCAUCGUGGUUUACGAUAUCACCAACCAGGAAACGUUUGCGCGGGCGAAGACAUGGGUGAAGGAGCUGCAGAGACAAGCCAGCCCCAGCAUCGUGAUCGCCCUCGCGGGCAACAAGGCCGACCUGGCCAGCAAACGCAUGGUGGAAUAUGAAGAGGCGCAGGCUUACGCAGAUGACAACAGCCUAUUGUUCAUGGAAACGUCGGCCAAGACAGCGAUGAAUGUCAACGACCUCUUCUUGGCCAUCGCCAAGAAGCUGCCAAAGAGCGAGCCCCAGAGCACGAGCGGCGCAGCGGGCCGGAGCCGAGGCGUGGACCUGCACGAGCAGAGCCAGCAGAACAAGAGCCAGUGCUGUAGCAACUAAAGGGCGGCCUCGGCCGGCGCCCGCGCGAGAGGAAGAGCUAAGGUAUAACCUCCAUCCCCGUCCAGCACACCUCACCUCCAUAACGGCACACCGAGAAACCCGUCUGAACCAAAACCCUCCCGAGAGCUCCCUCUAACUGCACUUUUUAAUGCUUCAAAACCACCACCAGACACCCGUCACCACCAUCCCGAUGGCAGUGGAACUAGAUCAGCCGGGGACUUAACUUCCAAGAAAACAAACUCUUCUUCACUUUGUAUUAUAGGUGCAAAUAGCGACCUAAUAUUCUGAUUUCUCCCUCCAUCUUCCUCCCUCUCCCACCUCCCUCUCUGCUUUGGUAAAUCCGGGCUCCCAUUACCAUCUCUCCUUCCCCGCUCCCCGUCAAGCUGGGGUGGGGAGAGGCCCGAGGAGGCGGCAGCAUCAGCCCCGGGGGUUCACGUUGUGGCGAACCAGCUGGAACCAGAGACCUCCGGAAAACGGGAUUUUUCUGAGGGGGUCUGUCAUGGAUUUCUUUUCAAUUUUUUUUUUUUUUUUUUUUUUUUCCCCCCCUCCUGUUUCUUCUGUUUGGCUGUCGGGGGGGAGGAAGGCUGCAGUGUCCUUUAAUUUCUUCCUAGGUGGCCUUUUUUGCUGGAGGAUCGGAAGUGCCUGGGGGCUUUUUGUAGGGGGGAGCGGGGUGACCGCCAGACCCCGCUUGCCGUGGAGCUGCCACGGGUGACCCUGCGCCCAUCGUUACGGCUGCGACCCCCCCCCCGAUUUCUCCUCUUGCUCUGCGGUUCCUCCCCGGGCCAGUGGCGGGCGAGGGCUCUCUGGUUUGCACUUUAGUCGUGAAAAUGUCCCAUUAAGAUGCACCUUGGUUGUUUUUUUUUUUUUUUUGGUUGGUUUUUUUUUUUUUCCUUUUGUUUUGUUUGUUGUUGUUGUUGUUUGUUUGGGUUUUUUUUCCUUUCAGUCCUGUUGGGCCCGAGCCCCCCUGGGGGUGGCGGGGGGUGUGUGGGGGGAAUGGAGGCACCGUGCUGGUUUAGUUUUGCUUCCGCUUCCCCCAAGGAGCUUUUGGGGCUGGAGAAACCCUCAGCUGGGAGAGUCGGGAUGUCACUGGGUGCCAGCAGCUGGGGAAGGGUCCCCCACAGACACCCCCCCUCCUCACGGGGGGGACACACGCAGAUGCCUCUGGCCAGGAUGCCGCAGCACAAGGGGGACACCCCGAUAUGGGACACCCCGAUAUGGGACACCCCGAAGCAACGGCGCAUCUGCAGAGGGCAGCGCUGCAGCCGGGGCCCGAUCCUGUCGCUCCCAGUGCCUGGACUGGGCUUCCUGGGUGUGCCCCCCCCCCGCCCCCCGCCGCCCCGGGGGGGUCCUCUUGCAGGGUAGGGGGGCUCUGGGGAGCCCCCAGGACUUGGGGGUCAGCGUGGGACCCCCCCCCCCCCCACUGCUAUGGGGCGGAGGGACCUGUCUCGUAUGAAGCCCCCCGCUGCGGGGGCAGAGCCUGGGAGGGGAUGAACCCCCUCCCCGCGUGGGGCAGCCCCCCCCGGGACGGUCUUGCUCCCCCCGGGUGGUGUCGGUGCUGCAGCGGGAGCCACGGUUGGGUCUUCUCGUGCUGGUGGAGCCCCCCAAAUCCGUGACUUGUAUUUAACUGGGGGUUGGGGCUGGCAGGGCUGGGCACCCCAUUGCCCCCCCACCCUGGACCAAAUGGGGACACUGCAACUUUUCUCACUCCUUUUCUCCUUUUUUUUUUUUUUUUUUUCUUAUUCUUCUGCUUCUUCUCUGAUACUUUUUUUUUUUUUUUUUGCUUUGAAAAAGCUCCUCCAUUACAUUUAAAUAACAAUCAUGGUAACAGAACUCAACCGCUGAUUUACCGAUGUAUUUAAUGUAAGUAAAACCGAACCAAACAA